GAACUGAGUUUACCGUCUACCGAGCAAGUUCACGCAUCUUAAUUUUCGACUGUAAACUCGAGUUAAAUCGAUAGCCGGGUUUAGGAUGAAAAAGGAAACAAAGCGACUGUUAAUUCGGGGGAUUCUUUUCGUGCUUUAUUUAACAUUAGGCAUGGUGGUUUUUAGACAACUCGAAUCCCACAACGAACAACUUGGUAUACGGAAGGCGAAGAGAGCUAUAGAAGACAUGUUGGUUAAGUACAACAUAAGCCAUCAAGAGAUGAAAGAAUUCGUUGAAAUCAUAACCGAGGCAGAAAGUUGGGGCUUCACAAGUGGAUGGUUAGAAAAAUGGAGCUUUAUCGGAUCACUUUUCUUCUCCGGAACUGUCAUCACAACAAUCGGUUAUGGACAUUUCGCUCCAAGAACGUUGUCAGGUCGUCUGUUCUGCAUGGCUUACGCUUUUUUUGGUAUACCGAUCACGUGGUUGAUGCUGACGUCAUUAGGUCGAAAAAUCGUGGAGCACAUUGGCUUGGCACUGCAGAACAGAGAAUGCAAACCAGAAAGCAAGCUGUUCAGCCUGUUUUGUCUGCUUGUUGCUAUACUGCUGGCAGCCGUUGUUAUGGGCAUCAUCGCCAUAGUGGGAAUGUUUGCAGAGGACUGGACAUUCUUCGAAGGAAUAUAUUUCGCUUUCAUAAGUUUAACCACCAUCGGAUUUGGCGACUAUGUUCCCAUGCAUCCAAAGUUUGAUCCUGAAGAUGCAGAGCGAUCUUCUUUCGUGAUCUCUUUGUUUGUUUUAUUUUGUCUUCUGUUGUUUUCCUUCGGGCUUGCUGUCAACACUAGUGUUCUAUUAUCGAUACGAAAAAUCAUGGAAGAUAAGGCAAUUUUUGGUUUUCAAUCGCUAUACAGUACGGAUACUGACGGAGAGACAGACGUUGAAGAGGAAGUAACUAGAAUAACAAGAUUAGAAUGACUUGGACUUUAUUAAGUUAUUAUUUUAACAAAAAGGGAGAGUUAAGUAAGUUAAACAGGCAAAAAUAACUCAUCAAAUGCCAGACCCCUCAUCACUUUCAAAUAAUUUCAAACUCAAAUAAUCUGAUUUCUUGGAGAAAGAAAUGCACUUAACUCGCGUUUUGCUUGAACGUUUGGGCCGAAGAACGGAGGAACAGCGCAAGGAAUUAAUAAAAUUGAUGACACAGGUGUGUUUGCCCAUUUCGAGAUUCCCUAGAGAUCUACGUAAAGCGAAGCUGACGAAGAAAUCAUUUCUUUAUUGAACAACUUAAAAAGAAUUUCCUUCGAUUUAAAGCCCUAGAUGAAGCUUAAUCCUAUCUCGUAAAAAGAUAAUCAGGGAUAAAAUAUCUCAGUACCCUGAAAAAGAAAUACCGACCCACAAGGAUUUAGCGGCAUGCGGAGAUGUUCCAUGAAGACAACAAGACAGCAAAUAGAAUAAGUUACCCGCGGAACCAGAUUCCGACCAUCUUUAAAAUAAGUUGAGCAUUCUACUUCUGUUGCAAUAAACUUUAUGUAUUGUUUUAAAAUAAAAGCAAAAAGUUCUCUA
This is a messenger RNA of Pocillopora damicornis (cauliflower coral), 1534 nucleotides long. RefSeq names its product two pore potassium channel protein sup-9. The record is from RefSeq and is a predicted model, not a curated record. Gene Ontology annotation, cellular component: plasma membrane. Lineage: Eukaryota; Metazoa; Cnidaria; Anthozoa; Scleractinia; Pocilloporidae. Gene Ontology annotation, molecular function: potassium ion leak channel activity; outward rectifier potassium channel activity. Gene Ontology annotation, biological process: stabilization of membrane potential; potassium ion transmembrane transport.